Molecule: messenger RNA, 738 nt
Organism: Dentiscutata heterogama
Lineage: Eukaryota; Fungi; Glomeromycota; Glomeromycetes; Diversisporales; Gigasporaceae
Source: the annotation of a GenBank genome assembly
AACAUACACAAUCCCAUGUUGUACAAUUUCACAUGGCGUCGACGGUGAAGGAAUCCGUAAUUCGAGAUUAUAUUUUGUAUUCGAAGGAAUAUCUGUCGAAUUUAAAGAAUUGGAUGUUGAAUUAUUGUUUACAGCGCCCAAAAAACAGAUCCUUCAUACUAUUUCAGUGAUGAUCAAAAGAAGCCUCGAUGAUUGUCAUGAAAUUGAAAAACAAUCAAUGUUGAUACAAAUUCAGGAGCUUGUGACAAUGGAUGGUUACAACCGACAAGUUGGGGUUGCUUUGGCUAAUGAAUUAGUUGAUGAAUUUUCCACAACAAAAGCAAGCAGCGUCGGUCUUCCCUGGGAUUUUCAUAAAAAAACCAAAGAAUUCUUUGAAGCUACUUUUCUUCUCCCAUUGUUUGAAAUGGUUCUUCGAAUUUUGCAUCAGCGAUCACAAUUUUAUAUAGAGAAGCAAUUAUCGCAAUCUUUCACAAAUGGACGUGGGCAUACAACAAACAAUUUGCAAAAUGAUUUGAGGCAUGAUACGCUCUUAACGAUUUCACUGAACCUUGUAGAGAAAAUUUUGUACUGGGAUUUUGCCAGUAAAAAUGAUUCUUUGUUAGCGGGUACCUUUGCAAAAGAAGGGAAUGACAUAAUAGAAGACACAUUGUUCAUCACUGCUAAAACACGGGAAUUUCCUGUGAGUUGGAGAAGUCAUAUAAUUCAUAAUGAAGUCUUACGGAUGUUUUUCACAGUGAC